AUGAGCGCGGUGAACAUCACCAACGUCACUGUGCUUGACAAUCCGGCUUUGUUUCUCGCACCUUUCCAGUUCGAGAUUUCUUAUGAGUGCUUGACCCCUCUCAAAGACGAUUUGGAAUGGAAGCUCAUCUAUGUGGGAUCUGCUGAGGAUGAGACUUAUGACCAACUAUUGGAAAGUGUACUUGUUGGGCCUGUCAAUGUUGGAAACUAUCGUUUUGUACUACAGGCAGAUCCUCCUGACCCAUCCAAGAUUCGUGAUGAAGACAUUAUUGGUGUGACAGUGCUUUUGUUGACCUGCUCUUAUCUUGGUCAGGAAUUUAUCCGAGUGGGCUACUAUGUUAACAAUGAUUAUGAUGAUGAACAGCUGCGAGAAGAACCUCCUCCAAAGGUCUUAAUUGAUAGGGUUCAAAGAAACAUUUUGUCUGAUAAACCCAGGGUCACAAAGUUCCCCAUCAAUUUCCACCCAGAGAAUACUGAGAAUGGAGAACAACCGCCACCUGAUCAGCCUAACGAGGCAGAUGGAAGCGGAGACUUGCUUGUUGCGCCUGUAAACCCUUCAGAGGAGCAAUGA
This is a messenger RNA of Prunus armeniaca (apricot), 570 nucleotides long. The record is from the annotation of a GenBank genome assembly. Lineage: Eukaryota; Viridiplantae; Streptophyta; Magnoliopsida; Rosales; Rosaceae.